AAACAAUGUAUAAAUGGCCUAUUAAAAUCUAGUUAACAAGCUAAUAGACUUUCUUGUCCUAAAAAGCUCGCCUGGUAAUAAAAGCAAGCGUAGCAUAUAUGUUCAUAUGAUGAAGCUCUACACGAUUUUCGAGCGUAUGAUCGAUGAGGGAGAGAUAUAAAUUAGUGGUUUUCUCAGACUUGUGUAAAGGAAUAGUUAAACUCCUGGCCGAUCAGUUGUUGGUUGCAUUCUUUAUCACCACUUAGCAGCGCUCGCUGAACGAUCCAUAGAAUAUGGAAUACUGGCUGAAGGUCUCGCUGCUGCUCUGCACUUUCGGCUUCCUUCGCGAGAUGCGGCCAUCGGAGCCGUAUGUAACCGAAUAUCUAGCCGGAGACUAUGGUAAUCUGACCACCGAGCAGGUUUACCAGAAAGUCUAUCCCUUUGGCACGUACUCGGUGCUAGCGCAAUUGGUGAUUGUGUUCCUCAUCACGGAUCUGGUGCGGUACAGGCCGGUGAUCGUUCUGUCCGCCGUUGCUGGGAUCGUGCUGUUCGCCAUGCAGAUAUGGUGCGAUACCCUGGGAAUGCUGCAGGUUGCCCAGCUCUUCUAUGGCUUCUUCACGGCCGCCGAGGUGGCCUACUACACGUACAUCUAUGCCAAAGUGGACAAGGAGCGCUAUCAGAUCGUCACCGGACACACGCGUGCGGCGAUCUUGAGCGGAAAGUUUCUGGGCGGAGUGGUGGCGCAGGUUCUGGUGUCUACCGACAGCAUGGAUUACGGGGAGCUGUACUACAUAUCACUGACCACACAGAUCAUAUCGCUGGGUGUGUCUCUGAUCUUGCCCAGCGUGCCACGUAGUCUGUAUUUCUAUGCGAAUGAUGCCAGUCGGAGUCCGACGCUUGGUGGCGACGAGAAUGAGCCAAAAUUCUCAAUGAAAAUGGCUUGUCGCCUGUUGUGGUAUCACCUGGUGUCCUCCUACUCUAACCCCAUUGUCCUGCAAUGGAGUGUGUGGUGGGCCCUGGCCAUCUGUGGUCAGAUUCAGGUGAUAUCGUACAUUCAAUUCUUGUGGAAGGAGGUGGCGCCCAAAAAUCUGAGCGUCUACAAUGGCGGUGUGGAGGCAGUGGCCACUCUCCUGGGCGCCGUAGGAGCCAUUGUGGCGGGUAUGCUCAACUCGAACAAGAGACGUAGCUUCUACAUGCUAUGCAACUCCAUUUGCGCUGCCGUUCUGGGCGCUCUCCUGCUCUUUGCCUCACAAACCACUUUCCUCUGGGUGGCAUACGUCAAUUAUAUGCUUUUCUGCGCCAUCUUCUUCUUCAUUAUCACUGUGGCAGGAGCCAUUGUGGCCGAGAAUCUGGUGGAGGACAGCUUUGGCCUCGUCUUCGGCAUCAACACUUUGGUGGGUCUCUUGUCGCAAACGAUCCUUAUCAUAAUCGUGGUGGAACCUGAUCCGGGCUUUGGCUUGGGCCUGCGAGAUCAGUAUCUAGUCAACGGAGGCUAUUUCCUCUGCUUGGGGGGAAUCUUUGGACUCUGGAUUCUCAUUGCAAAAAUACGUGCGCUUUGCAAUAAAGUGGAGUAAAUGGAAGUCCAUCAAUAAUA
This is a messenger RNA of Drosophila pseudoobscura, 1573 nucleotides long. RefSeq names its product thiamine transporter 1-like. The transcript is spliced from 2 exons. Lineage: Eukaryota; Metazoa; Arthropoda; Insecta; Diptera; Drosophilidae. Gene Ontology annotation, molecular function: vitamin transmembrane transporter activity. Gene Ontology annotation, cellular component: plasma membrane. The record is from RefSeq and is a predicted model, not a curated record. Gene Ontology annotation, biological process: transmembrane transport; vitamin transport. The coding region runs from base 273 to 1553 and encodes 426 amino acids.